Molecule: messenger RNA, 1443 nt
Organism: Pyrus x bretschneideri (Chinese white pear)
Lineage: Eukaryota; Viridiplantae; Streptophyta; Magnoliopsida; Rosales; Rosaceae
Product: pinin-like
Exons: 2
Coding region: 1-879 (292 amino acids)
Source: RefSeq, a predicted model, not a curated record
AUGAACAAUAACAACAGCACUGAACAACCGCCGUUUCGAUCCCAUCCCGUCGCGAAAAAUGGCGACAAGUUUCCUCGUGUUUCGAGCAGUCCGUCGCUGAAGGCGCUCGAAUCUCAAACGAAUAUGCAGGAAAUGAUGAGUGCUCUGCUGCAGGAUAGGAGUGAGUUCCCCAUUUCCCGAGAGGAAUCGACGAUUUCUGAGCAGAAUCCAAAUGGGGAGACCAAUUCCAUGGAUUUGAAUUCUAGGAAAAGAAAAUCAGUUUCCAAGGGAAAAGCAAAGGAUCCUCCUCCUCUAUCUUCUUCUCGGUCGUCCGCUUGGCCCAUUACAUGCCUUACGGGGCGGCUCCUCAUCAUCCUCACCACAAUCUGUACCAGCAGCAGUCGCAGGCUGUGGCGUAUCAACAGCAACAGCAGCCGCCGAAGCAGCAGCAGUCGCCGCCACCACAAUUCCGUCGGAAGCAGCGCUGGUUUGAGCGGGAACGAGAGGCUUCCCGGGUCCGUUUUGCUCGCCAGGGAAAGGCUGCUGAAGAGGCUGAGAGGGAUGCCUCCUUCAGAAACCAGGCGGCAUAGAGCAUUGCAUCUUUACAGAGAUGGGCUACUGCAUGUUGAUGACUUGAGUCCCCUUGUAAGGGAUUGGGACGCUGAAAUCUUGACAAGUCAGCCAGCCACUGCCUAUUCUUCGACUAACUUGGGCUCCCAAAUUGAAAGGCUACAUCUCUUGCAAGAAGCGAACAAGAAGCCUCCAGGUCUUAGUCAAGAGGUUCUUGAUUGUUUGAGCACUGAUAUUUUCAGCAGCGCAGAAGUGGGUGUUGACGGCUUGGUGUUAAAGGCUUCCGGAGAUUGUAGUAUUUGCCUGGAGAGUUUUACCGAUGGAGAUUAGCUUAUUUGCUUGCCUUGUGAACAUAGAUUCCAUGCUGCCUGCUUGAGUCCCUGGGCUCUUAUUCGAGGAGACUGCCCAUACUGUCGGAGAGUUAUAGUUGUAGAUGGUCAAAAUGCUAAAAUGACUACAUAGUUUCCAUUGAGAUGUUUUAUUGCCUUGUGCUCGUGUUAUAGGAAAAGUUUUGAAACUCGACUGCCAAAUUAUGGCGAUGCUUUCAAAUUAGGUGCGAUGCAUCAUAGUUUUGUUUGGCUUGUAUACUGGUGGAUGCUUAUAAUCUGUGUUAUGUAACCCUACAGCAGUUGUAAGGCAUGUGAAAUGGUCAGCUGAAAAAAAAAAAAAAGAUAACAAGAUCACGAAGGAAGAGGAAAGAGAAAUGGCUGGUAGUGCUUGACGUAGUUCUCUAUGCCGUUUACAUGCUUAGCAUCUUCGACAUCUACUUCAAGUCCUUCAUUGUCCACAGCAUGGAUCCCGUCACCUUUCGCUUCUCAAGUCACCUUCUCCUCUCGCCAACAACAGCUCAUCACCUAGCGCCGCUGCAAUUCCUCCACUUCAGGCUUGACGCCU